This is a messenger RNA of Rhodotorula graminis WP1, 993 nucleotides long. RefSeq lists its product as uncharacterized. The record is from RefSeq and is a predicted model, not a curated record. The coding region runs from base 1 to 993 and encodes 330 amino acids. The transcript is spliced from 4 exons. NCBI's taxonomy places the organism in Eukaryota, Fungi, Basidiomycota, Microbotryomycetes, Sporidiobolales, Sporidiobolaceae.
AUGAGCACGCUCGACGACGACGACAAGGAGUUUGUGCGCGCCCUCGUCGCUCGAUUGCGGCACUUUCACCCGCAGCUGCCGGCCACCUUCGACUGGGAGACGCAUGAGGCCGGCAUGGAGACUGCGUACGACGACGGCCUCGCCGACCACGUCAACCGGCUCGUGCGUUUCUUCGUCGACGGCGAACUCGUCCCGCACGAGGCGUGGGCGAGCCCGAGGCCGUACUCGAUCCGCAGCGGCGACUACGUGUUCCUGCAAGGCGACUGCACAAAGAACAACCCCGGUGUCGUCGUCGUCCCCUCGCACGACAUCCGCGUCCGUCCCGUCCUCGACGAGCCCCACGGCGUCGCCUUCUCGCACUGGGAGGCGCCGACGGCGCACGACGCGCUCAGGCCCUUCUCGUCGACGCUGGCCGGGCCCUCGCCCGUCGUGCACUCGCCGCGCUCGGGUACGCCUCGCGCUGAGCUCUUUGCGCGCGGCACGUACGGCAAAAUUGGGGCGGGCGGGAUGCUGCGGCACUACCGACUCGACUCGAGAAGUAUCGCCCUGCGCCAAGCCGCCGAGCACAACCACCUGUCGCUCGUCGUCCCGGGCACUCGGCUCGACCGGCACGGCGUCCAGUGGGACUUUGCGCGCCCCGUCGCGCCGCCCACGCCGCUCGAGUCGUACGCCGAGCACCCGCCGAGCGGCGCCCUCUCGCUCGACCCUCGCUCGGGUGCGCUCAACCCGCAGUCGACGCCAUCGUCGCUCGCCGUGUGGAACUUCUUCCACGGUCAGUGGGUCGCGCGAGGGGUCGCGAGGGGCAAGGAGCCCGGGUUCUACACCGUUUGCUUCAGUGCGCAGUAUGACCGGGCGUGCGAGGAGGCGAGGGAGGUGCUCAAGGAGCGGCGGCGGUCCGAGCGGGAGGCGUCGCUCGGCAAGGAGGCGUACUUGCCAACAGCGAGGGCGUCCGCUCGUCGGCACUCGCUCGUCUCGUCUAGACGUCUCGAUUAG